AGCACGCCGGAAGUUUACUUGUUUCCAAGGCGACGGCUCCUCCACCACUCCAACCAGGUGGCCCGAGUCCGGACGCUGGCAAGCGACUCGGAGGAGAGGGCCCCCGCCGACGGCGGUUGCCGCCACAGCGACUCGGGGGGAGCAGCGGCCGAAGACGGCGGCCGCCGCAUUAGCCGUGGCGUGUGGAGGAUAAACGGCCAACACGGCCAUCGCGGCGGCCGGCCGGGGGAGAGGGUUAGCGAGGACUGGGAAAGAAGCCGGGAAGACGGCGACCACCGCUGCAGGGGCUCCCCGGGAAGAGGGAGCGAAGACGUCGGCUUCUCCCGCCGUGACUCGAGGAGGGUCAGCGAGGGCUUGGGCCACCGCCGCAGUGUGUUUCGGGAGGGGGUCAGGGGAGAUGGUGGCCACCGUCCCGGCCCCUCUUGCGAGAGAGUACGGGGAGACCGCAACGACGGGAAUUUAAGUGAAGUCGGCGGCCCCCGCGUCGGUGGCUCUGUGGAGCGAGGGAGUGUUGUUGGCGGCCCCAGCCUCAGUAGUUCCUGGGAGGGAGUAAGUGAAGACCGCGGCUACGCGGCCAGCGACUCCUCCGGGGUGAGUGGCGGCGAAGACGCCAGCCGCCGCCUCUGUGGCUUCUGGGAGAGAGACAGUGAAGACGAAGGUUUCCGCUGCAGGGGCUCCUGCGAGAGAGCCCGGGAGCGCGGCGGCCCCGGUCCUGGCGACGACGACGAAGACGGCCCCCGCAGUGGCUCGUGGGUGACAGCCCGUGAAGACCGCCGCAGCAGCAGGGGCCUGGACUCAACCCCUCUCCGGAGGGAGCGCAGCAUGCCCGGGGUGCCGGGUUCGGGCCCCUCCACCUCUUCUGCGGAGACUGCAAACCCCGGUGUGAGGAAGAAGGUGCAUUUUGGUAGCAUAUAUGAUGCAAUACGAGCGGGAGAUGUAAAGCGGCUUUCAGAAAUAGUGGAACGUGGAGCCAGCAUUAAUGAAGUUGACAUUCUCCAUAAAUUUACCCCUUUACAUUGGGCAGCCCAUUCUGGAAGUUUGGAGUGUCUUCAUUGGCUCCUCUGGCAUGGAGCUGACAUUGCACAAGCAACUACAAGAGGUUGGACAGCAGCUCACAUAGCUGCAAUCAGAGGUCAGGAUGCUUGUAUGCAGGCUCUUAUAAUCAAUGGAGCAAAUCUGGCAGCUCAAGAUGAUCGGGGAUGCACCCCUUUGCACCUUGCUGCAACACACGGACAUUCUUUCACUUUACAAAUAAUGCUCCGAAGUGGAGUGGAUCCCAGUGUGACUGAUAAGCGAGAAUGGAAACCCGUACAUUAUGCAGCUUUUCAUGGGCGGCUUGGCUGUUUGCAACUUCUAGUUAAAUGGGGAUGUGGCAUAGAAGAUGUGGACUACAAUGGAAACCUUCCAGUUCACUUAGCAGCCAUGGAAGGCCACCUUCACUGUUUUAAAUUCCUACUCAGUAGAAUGAGCAGUGCAACACAAGCUUUAAAAGCCUUCAAUGAUAAUGGAGAAAAUGUGUCGGACCUGGCCCAGAGGUUCUUUAAGCAGAACAUUUUACAGUUUAUCCAAGGGGCUGAGUAUGAAGGAAAUGAUCCAAAAGAUCAGGAAACUUUAGCAUUUCCAGGUCAUGUGGCUGCCUUUAAGGGUGAUUUGGAAAUGCUUAAGAAAUUAAUAGAAGAUGGAGUAAUUAAUAUUAAUGAACGUGAUAAUAAUGGAUCAACUCUUUUGCAUAAAGCUGCUGGACAAGGCCACAUAGAGUGUUUGCAGUGGAUAAUUAAAAUGGGAGCAGACAGUAAUAUUACCAACAAAGCAGGGGAGAAACCUAGUGAUGUGGCUAAGAGGUUUGCCCAUUUAGCAGCAGUAAAGCUAUUAGAGGGCCUACAGAAGUAUGAUAUUGAUGAUGAGAAUGAAAUUGAUGAAAAUGAUUUGAAGUUUUUUAUAAGACAUGGUGUUGAGGGAAGCACUGAUGCCAAGGAUGAUUUAUGUCUCACUGAGUCUGAUAAAACAGAUGCCAGAAUGAGAGCUUAUAAGAAAAUAGUAGAAUUGAGACACCUUCUGGAAAUUGCUGAGAGCAACUAUAAACACUUGGGAGGGAUAACAGAAGAAGAUGUAAAGCAGAAGAAAGAACGGCUCAAGUCUGAAAGGACUGUCAAAGAGCUGCAGGACCAGCUGGAGUAUGAACGACUACGCAGAGAAAAAUUAGAAUGUCAGCUGGACGAGUAUCGAGCAGAGGUGGAUCAACUCAGGGAGACACUGGAAAAACUUCAGGUCCCCAACUUUGUGGCUGUGGAAGAUGACUCUUCUUGUGAGUCAAGCAAAGAGAAGAGGCGAAUGAAGAAAAAGAUGUCUUCCGGGGGAGUUUUUGUGAGAAGAUACCAACUGGGUGUUCGACAAUUCACUUCUGACCCUAACUACCCAGGAGGACUCAACUUGGAGAUUAUUAGGGUGUUGAGUAAGAGCAUGAGAUUUGGAGUUAAAGUCUGUGUGACUUACCUGCUGUGUGACCUUGGCACAUUACUUCACUUAGCCUGUUUCCCCAGCUGUAAAAUGAGGAUAAUGCCACCUGCCUAAGAGGACUGCUGUGAAAAAUAGUGAGUUGAUAUAUAUUUUUAGCAUCUUCACUGCUGUAUAGUCAAUAGUAGGUAUUCUACAAAAUGACAAUCACUAAUUUCAGUGGUGGUGACCAUGGCCUUUCCACUGCCUCAUUUUUCUCUUUAUGUUAAAAAUAUUUAAAACUUUGAAACUUAAGGUGUUACAUAUCUAAAUUCUUAAAGAUUGACAAAAGGGGCAAUAUAAGCUUUGAAUUGUUUUUCAGAUAUGGUGAAGGGUUUUUACUGACUCUUGACUAGUCCUUACAUAAUCUUGCCUCAUCUACCUUUUCACCAAGUAGUAUGAAUGGGCAAGUUAGGAUCUAGUCUAUGGCCGUAACCAAGGUGAAGGUAGCUAAUCCUCUUCGAGUCUUUUUACCACUUACAGAAAACGCCCAAAAGGUUUCGUGUUCUCAGAAACUCAGUAUAAAUGAAAUGUUCUCAGCACACUCGUAAUAAAACAUUGAAAAUAUUUAAAAGUUUGGAUUAAGGUCAAUCUAUUCAUAUCAUUUAUUCCACAGGCAUUUAACAAGUACCUCAUAUAUGCCUAGAGGCCUUCUGGGAACUCACAGUUUAGUAUAGGAAACAGACAUACAUAUAUAACUGUACAACAAUAGCUGUUUUAUAGUAGGGUACAAGUUCUGGAAGAGGUGUAGUUUUGAGGCACACAGAAACACAAUCCUCUCAUCUUUUUUCAUUUAUUUCCAUCCCCUAAACAAAAUCUAUCUAAACUUCAAAAUUACCACCAAAAUGAAGUCUCCAUGGAAAAGAUAUAGGAUCUAGAAGUAAUGGGAAUAGGGUACCGUGCGUAUGUUACUUCUAUUCUUCCAUUAUUGGAUGCAAAGCACUUCACAAGAUCUUUUUUAUCAAUAAUGGCUAUGAACUGGGAGUAUGCAUGUUUAUUUGUUGAGGUUUGAGGAGAUUCAAUAAGUGCCACCCCUCCUUCCCAUCAGGGUUGUGAACCUAAUUGAAAUGAAGGCUUAAAUAGUACCUUUGUUUGCUGAUAAAACUGGUAUUGAAGAAUAUGGUUUAUAUCUUUGGUCCAGUAAAUUUCCUAUCACUGAAACCCAGAAUUGGACAGACUUAUUCACUCUGUCCCAAGCAUCACUGUACUGGCAGGCCUCACCCUGCAGGGGCUGAGCGUGAUCCCAGAAGCAGAAGAGAAUGAAUGCUCUCUGUAGACAGGCUGGUCCCAAACAGGAGUGGGGAGGAAGUGGCUGGGCUACUUGGGCCUUGUUUCUCCUUUCACUUCACUUCACUUGGGGCAAUGUGGAUGAGGGGAGGAAGAGUGGUGACAAUAAUGUUAUACUAUUAGAACUUCCUUCACAUGGAGGAAAGAAGUGUUCCCUCUCAGUAUUUUAGCAUAUUUUAAAUUGUAACAAGCCAAUAACUUACUUAUUUGUGUACUGUCUAUCUUCUCCAUUAAGGUUGUCAGUUCUAUGAGAACCAUCAUGUUCACCUCUGUGCACAUGGGGACUAGCAUUUUGUCUGGCACUUAGCGUGUAUUCUUAUUUAUUGAGUGAACAAAUGCACUGUAGAGUUUGUUACAAUGGAAACUUUUGGUUCUUAUUUAUUUUCCAAUAAAAAUUUAUCUAUGAUGUGGCAAGAGGAUUCUGAGAUAGACAUGAAUCAGAAUGUAACAGGAUAAUAUUAAAAUAGAGUUUUGUUUUGAAAACAACUCAGCAGUUAGAUCUUUGAAGAAAAUUUAGUUGGAAAGCCUCCUGAUUCUCACUCACUGGACCAUGUGGGCCAGUCUUUUGACUGCUCUAUACUUCAGAUUCCCUCUUUAUAACUAAAUAAAUCACAGGGUUAUUUUGAAUAACUAAUGGAUUAUCAAACUUUUAAAGCUAUUGCCAAGGCAUUAUGAAAUCUUUUGAAAUGUUUAGCACUUUCUGGCCUUGGCUUCUUGAUCUGGAUAAAACUGAAAGUCUGAGAUCAAAAUAUUUUGUAUUUUUCUUGAAAUUACGGCUAGACUAUUAAUAGAUACUAUUAUAUAAGAAAGAAAUAUAGUAGACCCAAUAACAAGAAAACAAAAGUAUGAAUUUCCUGAUAGUUUUCUUGAGAGUAGAGGUUAUAUUAAUAGACAUCUGUGAAAUUUAAGUAAAUCAUAAAAAAGCUUUAUGUAAUAAAUUUAAGAUGGGUUCCUAAGAAGCAGGGAUAAACUGGUUUUUGUGAAUCAAAAAAUUUAAAAAUAUAUGUAAUAAUCAGAGCUCAAGAUUUAGCAACUCUACAGAUUUCAUACUAAGUGUUGUACACUUGCACUAGGGCACACAUUUUUAAGAAUCUGUUCAUUACAAAAAAUUAUCAAUCUCCAGCUAUAUGUUAAGUCACUUUUAAAAUCCAGAUGGCUUUGUUAUAAUAUUUUAUUUUCUAUGAAAAGGUAAUUGCGCAGUAGUUAUCAGGAAAGAUAAAUACAUUAACAAGUCUGUAGGCUUUGAAAUAGUUUUCAAAUUUGUUGCAGAUACAAAAGAAAUCAUAUAUGAUUUACACAGUUGUUCAAGCAAACACAAGAAACUUUGGUUCGGCUUCUAUGAACUAUCAAAAGGAUAAAGACAAAAGGCCCUUCUAUCUCAAAUUAAUCAGGGUUUGAAUGGCAGCUUUUCAACAUAAUA
Molecule: messenger RNA, 5200 nt
Organism: Equus quagga
Lineage: Eukaryota; Metazoa; Chordata; Mammalia; Perissodactyla; Equidae
Gene: ANKRD42
Product: ankyrin repeat domain 42
Exons: 14
Molecular function (GO): protein binding
Source: RefSeq, a predicted model, not a curated record